Grus americana (Whooping crane) is the source of this 6246-nucleotide messenger RNA. It is a transcript of the gene WNT11, whose product is annotated as Wnt family member 11. Gene Ontology annotation, biological process: cell fate commitment; neuron differentiation; multicellular organism development. NCBI's taxonomy places the organism in Eukaryota, Metazoa, Chordata, Aves, Gruiformes, Gruidae. Gene Ontology annotation, molecular function: cytokine activity; frizzled binding. The coding region runs from base 261 to 1325 and encodes 354 amino acids. Gene Ontology annotation, cellular component: extracellular region. The record is from RefSeq and is a predicted model, not a curated record. The transcript is spliced from 6 exons.
UUGAGAGCUUUUGUCUCCUCCCGGCUGCUCCCCGGAGACAGAAACGUGAUUUUAUGUUUACGAAGUUGCAGCCCUUUCCGUGAGCUCCAGGUGCCCGAGGACUUGGAAGAAGUGAGAGGCAGAGUUAAUGAGGUUGUUCAUCUCCAAGGAGGAGCAACACCCAAACUGCGGGGAAAUACGUCGUGCAGAAGAUUCGGAAAACUCCUUUUUUCCUUUGGAGAAGCUGAUUUCGUUCAGCAAGUGGGGGGACGGUGGAGAAAAUGAAGCCGAGUCCACGAUUUUUCUUAGCUGGUUUUCUGUCUUUGAUUCUGCAGACGGGGAUUUGCUAUGGGAUAAAAUGGAUAGCUCUGUCCAAGACUCCUUCGGCUUUGGCCCUGAAUCAAACCCAGCACUGCAAGCAGCUCGAAGGCUUGGUGGUUUCCCAGGUGCAGCUGUGCCGCAGCAACCUGGAGCUAAUGCAGACCAUCAUCCAGGCGGCACGGGAAGUGAUAAAGACCUGCCGUAAAACUUUCUCAGACAUGCGUUGGAACUGCUCUUCCAUUGAGCUGGCUCCUAACUACCUGCUGGAUUUAGAGAGAGGUACAAGGGAGUCAGCAUUUGUGUAUGCCCUUUCUGCUGCUGCCAUCAGCCAUACCAUUGCCAGAGCCUGCACCACCGGGGACCUCCCUGGCUGUUCCUGUGGUCCCAUCCCAGGUGAGACACCUGGACCUGGGUAUCGAUGGGGAGGAUGUGCAGACAACCUCAACUAUGGUCUUAUCAUGGGGUCCAAAUUUUCAGAUGCUCCCAUGAAGAUGAAAAAAUCAGGAUCACAAGCCAAUAAACUGAUGCAUCUGCACAACAGUGAAGUAGGGAGACAGGUCUUGAAAGCCUCUCUUGAAAUGAAAUGUAAGUGCCAUGGAGUUUCUGGGUCAUGCUCUAUCAAGACCUGUUGGAAAGGCCUUCAAGAGCUGCGAGACAUUGCAUUGGACCUCAAAAACAAGUAUUUAUCAGCCACCAAGGUCGUUCACCGGCCCAUGGGCACACGCAAAUACCUCGUGCCAAAGGAUAUUGAUAUCAGGCCGGUUAAAGAGACAGAGCUGAUUUACCUGCAGAGCUCACCCGAUUUCUGCAUGAAGAACGAGAAAGUGGGGUCGCAUGGGACCCAGGACAGGCAAUGCAACAAGACCUCCAACGGGAGCGACAGCUGCGACUUGAUGUGCUGCGGCAGAGGCUACAACCCCUACAUGGACAAAGUGGUGGAGCGAUGCCACUGCAAGUACCACUGGUGCUGCUACGUGACCUGUAAAAAGUGCGAGAGGACUGUCGAGAGAUAUGUGUGCAAAUGAAAACUCUCCGCCCGGGAGCUGAGACGCCAGCGGCACCCCAGCACUAUUCAGAGAAGAGAAAACAUUUCCCCGACUAGAUGUCGUUUAUCUUGUUAAGACAUGGACUUGAAGAAAGAUGGUAGGAGGAAAGAAAAGCAAUCACACCAGUAAAAAUAAGACCUUUGAAAAAAAACCCAACCAAACCCCCAAGUGUCGUCCCUCCCCAAUAAAAUGCUGUCUGAGAAGACAAAAAAAUCACUUGGGAUGGUAUCUUCUUCCAAAAUAUUUCCUAUGGUUGCCGAUGACGUCCAGCCAUCAAGUGCCUUAGUAUUUUGAGAAACAAAAGUAGAAACUUUCCCCGGGAAAGAAAAGCAGCUCUUGUUUGAAAAUAACUAAGGCUCACACCUGCCUGUGCCUUCUAGCACAGGUACUGAGUCUGCAUUAGGACCAUCCCAGAAGGGAAAAUGCUGCAACUUUUCAGCAAUAACUGCCUUUUUUUUGCCAAAGACUUAAUUUUUAGCAUGGAAAGCAUCCACUCCGAAUGAUAAAGGUGGAAAGAUUUCAGGUCAAUCCCCUGAAAUGAACAACUCAUUUUAACCUUUCUUUUACGCAGGUCUGCGACUUUGAAGUUACUGCUGCAGGAAAAGCUGUCCCUGAUUUUUCCAGACUGGAUGGGGUUUCAAAUUCAGCCACAAAAAAACUCCCGUGUGAUCCCAGAGGCAGUGAGAAUAGGGUACCCUGAGAAGGGCUUUAUGGGGUCCACAAGAUCGUAGCGGAGCCGUUAGGAUAAAGUAACAAAGCGAAGUCAAAAUCCAGUGGGGAAAGUUAAAAACAAAACAACCCAGCUCCUGCUCUCUUUCUCUCUUGCCCUUUGGGUGUGAUGCCCUUAGCCACCGAUGUUCUGCCACGUCGGGCCAUCAAGUCCUUAGGGAAUGACGCUGCUGCCUCUUUUCCCCCUGAAAACUCUUGGCCCAGCCCUAAAAAACUGCAGAGAGCGGAGCGGGCCCGGGCCCGGCUGCAGGGAGUGCAGCCUUGCAGGACAGCAGCUAUUCCUGCAGAAAGGAGUGGGAACGUGCCAGUCCUUCACGUGGCCCUGCCCUGACACAGCAGAGAACCACUAUCUGUGGCUGUACAUAUUUUCUUUUGUACGCGGACAUACAGAAAUAUUUAUAAGAUAUAUCUCGUGCUUUCGUCUACUUUACUUCCUACAUAAAUAUAUCUAUAUAUUAUAAACAAGCAUUAACAAUAGUAUGAAAUAAAUGCUGAAGUUACUGGUGCAACAGCAGAAUGCUAGAUUAUUAUGUUUCACUCUCCUACUUGGAAAGCAACCCUGCUUUCCCUCCCAAGGACAGGAGAAGAGUAUGGCUCGAAGCACUCGCUGGCGUGGGAUAGAUAAGUUCCUUUAUUCCCUGUCUCCCCAGCCUCUUCAUUUUGAGCAGAAUUAGCCAAGAGACGGUCAAGACAAUGAAACGGAGCACUUGGAGAAAGGAAUAGUCACCGUUCUUGUUUUGCUUUUUGUAUCAGCGAUCACUCUCAUCGGUAAAAUAUCCCGGUGACCCCAAGGAGCUUAAUAACAAACAUGACUAAUACCUCUCACGGGUGGUUUGCUCCUUGCUCCUGCGUGUGGAGAGGAGUUGCUGUGCAGUGGAGGUUUUAGCUUAGGUUAGGUUCCCUUUCUUGCUCUUUUUUUUUGCAACAGGCGUCCAGCUCUGUGUCCCUGUUAGGUAAGGUGACAUUGGAGAAGGAUGUCUGCUCCAGGAGCAGAAGGCAGCAGAGCCUGUGAGGUCCUUCAGAUCAUUUUUGGGCAACCCGUUCCCCAAGCAAAGUGCUGUAAGCAGCCAGAAAAUUACUCCUACACAAAUGGGGGAGGACAGUGCCACUUUCCGAGCAGGAAAUAUGUCCAUAACCCCGCAGUCUUCCUCCAAAUCCUGUUUUUUUCCCGAGCCAGCUGCUCUCUAGGAGUCCACUGCCUCUGAGAUGCCUCCGACCAGCCCUGGGGAGCUGGAGGAGAAAAGCAUUGUGGGCUAUAGAGCAAAAUUAGAGAUAUUUUGCACUCCUCAGCUACUUUGCUUUGCUGUAACAGGUUUGGUCUCCUUGCCUCCAUCCCUCCCCCAGCCACGAGCAGGCAGAAAGAGGCCUUUGGUAGUUUGUCAGUGGUUUGUGUUAUUGUCACCCCAUAAAAGCUGGUGGACUAAAAUGUCUCCGCAGUGCGGUGUGAUGAGCGGUAGGUGUCUUUAGGCUGACAUGCAGACAGGCUGGUGGCACAAAUCCCACUGCUCUCCAAAGCCAGAGUUUGGCUUCAUUUGAUAUGUAAAGAAACGGUCUAUUUUCAUUCUUUUAAGGAAUUUUAUUUUUAUUUUCAGUUUCUGAUGAAGCCAGCAAGGCAGGGAUGUUCUGACCGAAGAAAAAUUCGAGCAUUUCAAUGCUAUUCUGUAAUGACUCUUUUUCUUGCUCCCUUGCUGAUGUCCUGAGUCUUUCUGCUUGGCGAAAAAAUAGUGAAAUGGAAGAAAUGCUCUAUAUGCACAUUGUUUUCAGCUGCAUUUCACUCCUACGGUGUCGGGCCCAUAUUCCUCAGCUGCUUUUCCCAUGUCAGAAGAAACCAUAACUUUGCAGAGCAUGAAAAGAUGUGAGUAAGCCUACCAGGCAUCUGCAGGUCCAUCAGGUGGGAAAUGACCCCUCAGCAGAACUUUAACCACCGUGGUACCUCGUGUUUUGUGUCUGCCUCUGCCCACAGCUAUCUGUUACUGAAGAUGUUGAACUGAAAUUGUUGCAGUGUUUUGAGGUUUGCAUUUUGGGGCAUCCAGGUUCAAAAUCUCUGCUGGCUCCUCUAGAUAAUCCAUCAUGGGCUUUAUCUGAAUUUUGCUUCUUUGAGCUAAGAGUCUGUGUGGACCCAUCCCGUGUCCUAGGCUGUUGCUCUAUGAAUUAACACCACUACACCAGUUUUGCUAUAAUACCUAUGUUUCAGGGUCCUUUUCCAGAGCGGCUGCACCCUGCAUUAGCAAUGUGCCCAGGGUGAUGUGCCUGACUGAGAUGAGAGUCAUGCACAGGGCAAAGUCUGAUAAACUGCAGCUUCCCUUCUUACACAGCCCUGCUUCAUCCAGCAAAUUGGGGUCAUCUCCCCCCGAUGGUCUGGCAUUUUCUAUUUUUUUUUUUUUUUCCAGAAAAUGGUUUUCUAUGAGAGGGAGGCAGUGCUUUCUCUUUUCUUUUCUUUUUAAUACAAACUAGGAAUAAAAAGAGAGUCCGAAAGCAGGACACAUGGGACCGUACUGCUGGAACGACUCGUGGUGCAUCCUGCUCCUUGCAGCCUGGCUCUGAUGCUUCCCUCCUGGCAUCAGCAGCAAAGCACAGAGAGGUCAGAACAGAGAAAUGUCCUUGCUCUCAACUGCAAUGCUCAGUGCAACGGGAGUCCAAAAUGUGGCUGCGAAAUUAUUUUCUGUGCAUGUGUGGCCUGAAAGAUAUUUGGGAGAGCAUUCAUCACAAACCAGUUUUGCAAGGAAAAUAUAUCCCUAACGGCAGGGCAAGACCUUCAUGUACCAGUCUCCUUCACUCCCCAGCCCCUCAGCAACUGGUUUUCAGGGCUUUGCUCCAAAACACUGAGGUCUUUCAGCUUCUGAAUGACAUGGGUUUAAUUAUUGUGAAUGUCUCUGUCGGGUGAUGCUACAGUUCCCUCUCUCAUAACAUGCCCUGCAAGAUCCUAACAGCUGGUAUAGCUUGGCCCAGCUCCAUGUCCUACUACACAGCUCUGUUGAUUUACACUAGCUGGGAAAAUACAGCUGAUAUAGUCCCACAAAUACUAUUAUUUCAAAAUAUUACACUAUUAGCCUUGAUGGAAAAGGGUAAGCUAUCUUGAAAAGUAUUAUGUUGGUGGCUUUGUAGCAUUUAUUCAUUUGAAAAAAUAUCCAUGAUUUAAUAAAGCAGUUUGGACUUUAAGCUAUUUCCAAAUCUGAGGAUUUAGACCUUGCAUGCAUCCAGCUGGUUUUAUAUUUUUUGAUGAAUUCCCCCCCAUCCUCACCCUAUUCCAGUUUUAUAUAAUUUAGGUUGCUCCCUAAGGCAGGCAAAUAACAUUCAUUAUAGAAAACUCCCAUCCGACUGUUGGAUGGAAAAUAUCUUCGUCAUGCUAAAGCACGCAGCCCACGAGUGUUUCAUGUGCAGCUUCAAAAGCCCUUGCUGAGGGGAAGGGGCGUGUGGAAAGGAGGCAAAAAUCUGAAUACAAUUAACAGUGCCUUUGUCAGGAAAAUGAUAAAAGAGUCCCUGAGGGAACAUCCCUUUUCCUGCUACAAAACAGAUCCCUGUAGACAACCAUUAGCAUCCUCCAAGUGAGCUGGGCUUGCGCUGCCCAGCCCUGGGCUACCUGCUCCGGGAAGAUGCUGGGAGGAGGCUCUGGAGGUAUUUGGGGAUGUGGGGAGCAAGAGGAAAAUUCAGUCCUGGGAUCGCUUGUCCUUAGCACCCUCACCCCACCACGAAGGGUUUUCUUUCCCUGCAUUGGGCAGAGGUUUGUGAAACACCAUCGCUUCGCUCCCAAGAGCAGAUGGGAGCCAGCGCAGGAAUGACUUUGUCCUCUACACGUGGGAGAUGGAGCAGAAAACAAGAUUUGGGAGAGGGGGAGAAAGAACAGGAAACUUAAAAUCCACCUGAGAUUAAUGACUUUAACAUGUACAACAUGUUUUGUUUUGUUUUGUUUUCCCCUCAGGACCAGUUUCAUCAGUCAGACAGAGUUUGAUUAAAUAUCUCAGCAGAGCCGUGGUUUAUUCAUCUAGAGCAAAAGUUACCCCCUGUUCAGGGAAGCAGCGUUAGCUUUGUUUUCUAAUUAUAAGAGCAACAAUAAUAAUAAAAAUAAUAACAAUGGUAUGCAUUGUAGAUUGUUUUUAUUCGCUUUUUGUUAAGAGGAAGUGGAUUGUAUUUUGUCUGUAUUGUGAAGAUGAAAUGAGUUAUUUUAAAGAUC